Molecule: messenger RNA, 552 nt
Organism: Microthlaspi erraticum
Lineage: Eukaryota; Viridiplantae; Streptophyta; Magnoliopsida; Brassicales; Brassicaceae
Source: the annotation of a GenBank genome assembly
AUGAACAAGCUCCGUUAUUUCAGCAUUGAGCGCUGCACUAUCUCUGAGAUAAAGAUGGGAAGUAUAUGCAUCAAAAGCAAGACGGUUUCUCCUCUACACAAUCCGAGAGAGCCAUGCUUCUUGAGCCUCACCAAAGUGAAUAUACUACUUUGCGGAGGUCUGAGGGAGCUAACGUUGCUGAUGUUUGCUUCAAAUCUUAAAAAACUUACUGUUAAGCAUGCAGAUCAUCUUGAAGAUAUAAUAGAGAAAGGAAAAUCUUAUGAAGGUAGAGAAUCAGGGAUUGUUCCUUUUGGAAAGCUGGUUUCUCUUAAGUUGCGGAAUCUACGGGAGCUUACGAAUAUAUACUGGAGUCCUCUACGCUUUCCAUGUCUAAAGAAAUUUGAAGUAAUCGAAUGUCCAAAUCUGAAAAAGCUUCCUUUGGAUUCUCAAAGUGGCAUGCAUGGUGAAAAUGGACUCGUCUUGGAAUACAAAGAUGAAACUUGGAUUGAAGGUGUGGAAUGGGAGGACGAAGCUACAAAAAGUCGCUUCUUAUCUUCAUGCAAAUUGGUAUAA